UGGUAUUGGCAGAAGGGCUCCCUGGGAAGUGUUUACAUCUGAGCCUGUGGAACUCUUCAUCACAGGAAGACAAGAAGAGUAAGCCACUGGGGAAGAUGAACGGCAGCAGUUACUCCGCAGCCAUGACGGAGCCCAAGUCCGUGUGCGUGUCGGUGGACGAGGUGGUCUCGGGCAGCAUGGAGGCCACCGAGACGGACCUGCUGAACGGACAUCUGAAAAAGGUGGACAACAGCCUCAUGGAGGCCCAGCGCUUUUCGUCCCUGCCCCGCCGGGCGGCCGUGAACAUCGAGUUCAAGGACCUCUCCUACUCCGUCCCCGAGGGACCCUGGUGGAGGAAGAAAGGUUACAAGACCCUUCUGAAAGGGAUCUCCGGGAAGUUCAACAGCGGGGAGCUGGUGGCCAUCAUGGGUCCCUCCGGGGCCGGCAAGUCUACGCUCAUGAACAUUCUGGCAGGAUACAGGGAGACUGGCAUGAAGGGGUCCAUCCUCAUCAACGGCCUGCCUCGGGACCUGCGCUGCUUCCGGAAGGUGUCCUGUUACAUUAUGCAGGACGACAUGCUGCUGCCACACCUCACCGUGCAGGAAGCCAUGAUGGUGUCUGCACAUCUGAAGCUGCAGGAGAAGGAUGAAGGCAGGAGGGAGAUGGUCAAGGAAAUCCUGACGGCUCUGGGCUUGCUCUCCUGUGCCAACACAAGGACCGGAAGCCUCUCCGGCGGCCAGCGGAAGCGCCUGGCCAUCGCACUGGAGCUGGUGAACAACCCUCCCGUCAUGUUCUUCGAUGAGCCCACCAGCGGCCUGGACAGCGCCUCUUGCUUCCAGGUGGUCUCCCUCAUGAAAGGCCUGGCCCAGGGCGGCAGGUCUGUCAUCUGCACCGUCCACCAGCCCAGCGCCAAGCUCUUCGAGCUCUUUGACCAGCUCUAUGUCCUCAGUCAAGGACAAUGUGUGUACCGGGGAAAAGUCUCGAAUCUUGUACCAUACUUGAGGGAGUUGGGUCUGAAUUGCCCGACCUAUCACAACCCCGCUGAUUUCAUCAUGGAGGUGGCGUCCGGUGAAUACGGUGACCAGAACGGCCGCCUGGUGAGAGCCGUCCGGGAGGGCAUGUGUGACUGCGACAGCAGGAGAGAGCCCGGGGGGGAUGCCGAGGUGAACCCUUUUCUUUGGCACCGGCCCUCUGAAGAGGUAAAGCAGGCAAAACGAUUAAAGGGGUUGACAAAGGACUCCACCUCCAUGGAAGGCUGUCACAGCUUCUCGGCCAGCUGCCUCACCCAGUUCUGCAUCCUCUUCAAAAGGACCUUCCUCAGCAUCAUGAGGGACUCGGUCCUGACGCACCUGCGGAUCACCUCUCACAUCGGGAUCGGCCUCCUCAUCGGCCUGCUGUACCUGGGCAUCGGGAAUGAAGCCAAGAAGGUCCUGAGCAACUCCGGCUUCCUCUUCUUCUCCAUGCUGUUCCUCAUGUUCGCGGCCCUCAUGCCCACCGUUCUCACAUUCCCCCUGGAGAUGGGGGUGUUUCUUCGCGAGCACCUCAACUACUGGUACAGCCUGAAAGCCUACUACCUAGCCAAGACCAUGGCCGACGUCCCCUUCCAGAUCAUGUUCCCCGUGGCCUACUGCAGCAUCGUGUACUGGAUGACGUCACAGCCGUCUGACGCCGUGCGGUUCGUCCUGUUCGCGGCGCUGGGCACCAUGACCUCGCUGGUGGCCCAGUCCCUGGGUCUGCUGAUUGGAGCAGCGUCCACGUCCCUGCAGGUGGCCACCUUCGUGGGGCCCGUGACGGCCAUCCCUGUCCUGCUCUUCUCGGGCUUCUUCGUCAGCUUCGACACGAUUCCGACGUACCUGCAGUGGAUGUCCUACAUCUCCUACGUGAGGUAUGGCUUCGAAGGCGUCAUCCUCUCCAUCUACGGCCUGGACCGGGAGGACCUGCACUGUGGCAUCGACGAGACGUGCCACUUCCAGAAGUCGGAGGCCAUCCUGCGGGAGCUGGACGUGGAGGACGCCAAGCUGUACCUGGACUUCCUCGUCCUGGGGAUCUUCUUCAUCUCCCUGCGCCUCAUCGCGUACUUCGUCCUGAGAUACAAGAUCCGGGCGGAGAGGUAAAGCCGCCGGCAGCCGGCAGAGGGCGCAGGAGACUCGUGGAGCCGCGGGCCGCGGACACCCGGCCCCGCCCCCGCCCUGGCCGCGCCCCGCCGCCGGGCGAUUCUCCAUCUGACUCCCUUUCCUGCUCCGCCGAGGACGAAGGUGCAGACGGCGCGUCCGCGAGCCCAUUUCGCAACGCGGCGGCGGGGCAGGUGCGCCGGGGAGGAGGACCAGCGCCCGCGGACCGGUCACGACUGUCGUGCGCUGUCGCGCCCCCACGGCUGCCUCCUUCUCCACGGAGAAGUCACUUUCCAAGCCAAAAGCCGCUAACUCUCAUUCGUUCGAAGAAACUGUAUCUUUUUACGUCGAAGAACGCGAUUCAGGGUGCAGGACGCACUUGGCUUAGAGGGCGAGGCGAUGGAGGUCGCGGGGCUGGUCUGGCCCUCGGUGGCGGCUGCGGAAGACGCAGAGCAGAGCGGCCGCCGCCGCAGCAGGAAGGCUCUGCAGCUGCAGGCUCAGCGACCGGGGACUCAGCAGCCCGAGGAGAGCUGGAGGGUGAGGCUGGCCGCCGCCCCCGGGUCUUCUGUUUUCCCCCCACGCUUCUUAUUUUAAGCAAAGCAUAUUGUUUAUUUUUUCCUAACUUUCUCACCACCUUAAUUUUGCCUAAAACAUGUCUAGAAAAUUAGCCUCGUUGAUGUUUUCCACGUGUCUCUGUCCUCACGCAUCACCUCAACUACCUCCACGGCGCUGGGGGUACCGGGCUCGCGGAAGGUCCCAGGGGCCCACCUGCAGCUGGGCGAGGGCGCCCAGACCCCAGAGCACCCAAGGUUUUUCAAGAAAGUGGCAAAGACCGUGCGGCCGAGGUGCCCGCGGUCUGGCCAGGCAGUGGACAGAGUGGGCGGUGCCGCCUCCCACGGCGGGUCUCUGUGGCGACUGCGUGCUCUCAGGCCUGGCUGGGCUGGGGUCCUUGUCACAGCUCUGCAGCUCCGUCUUCCCCACGCAGGAAGUGGAGGGUGCAUGGGGUGGGGGACGGUCUCUGGCCUGGUCACAGGGGCCUGUGUGCCCACCAGCUGUCAGAGGCUGUGUGACCACGGGGAGGGAGUCAGAAGAGGUCAAAGAAGGAAAUGGAGCUGCUUCCCCCUUGGCAUCUCAGUGCCCAGGGGCGGGGCUCUCCCGGUGACUCUCGUGCACACCCCCCUCCGCCCCCGCCUCCCCAGCCUGGAUCUCCUGGUCUGUGAACAGUGGCGCUGGGUGGCCUUUGAGGCGGUUUUCAGCCUGAGGAGGGUCUGCAGCUCCUGGGGUGUUUUCCCAAAGCUUCUAGCUCCUGCCUGGGGAGAAUGGGGGAGAAUGGAAAGCCUUUGUUUGCAUUUGACCCGCACAUGGAUUUGGUUUGCAAAUGCUUAGGGAGCCUUUCGCUCACCCUUUGCUCCUUUUUAGUAAACACAAUUGAGCCAUGUUACAAUGUAA
This is a messenger RNA of Suricata suricatta (meerkat), 3539 nucleotides long. It is a transcript of the gene ABCG1, whose product is annotated as ATP binding cassette subfamily G member 1. Gene Ontology annotation, cellular component: plasma membrane. The record is from RefSeq and is a predicted model, not a curated record. The transcript has 16 exons. Gene Ontology annotation, biological process: cholesterol homeostasis; transmembrane transport. Bases 96 to 2093 code for a protein of 665 amino acids. Gene Ontology annotation, molecular function: ATP binding; ATP hydrolysis activity; ABC-type sterol transporter activity. NCBI's taxonomy places the organism in Eukaryota, Metazoa, Chordata, Mammalia, Carnivora, Herpestidae.